Molecule: messenger RNA, 1817 nt
Organism: Hevea brasiliensis (rubber tree)
Lineage: Eukaryota; Viridiplantae; Streptophyta; Magnoliopsida; Malpighiales; Euphorbiaceae
Product: protein ABIL1
Exons: 9
Coding region: 435-1358 (307 amino acids)
Source: RefSeq, a predicted model, not a curated record
AUCCAUUCGUCUUGCUCUCUCACUGAAGACUGUCAACAACCAAAACUCCAAUAAAUACUGGCAAAAUAAAUGCCUGCCUGCCUCAAGCGCCAAAGUCCUUUUAACUUGCUAUUAACUCCAACAAAUUACAAUGUCCACUCACCUGCUUGGAAUCGCUUCUACUUCACUCACUCUCUCUACUUUCCACUUUUUCAGUUUUCUCUCUCUUUCUACAUUUGGUUUAGCUCUCUGCUACCUAACCCCAAAUCUAACCAUUUUUUUAUAUUACUUGCACAUUCAUAUAAUAUUAGUCCCUCAGCUUUUCUUUAAUAUUAUGCGUUUAGGGUUUGUAUAUGUCAAUUCAUUUUUGUCAGAAAUUCUUAACUCACGCUUUUAACGACUGAGAAAAAUGGAAUUGGAGCAAACCGCGUCGGACAAUCCACCCAUGACCUUCGAUGACGUUUCCAUGGAGCGCAGCAAAAGCUUCGUCAAAGCUUUGCAGGAGCUCAAAAACUUGCGGCCUCAACUUUAUUCUGCUGCAGAAUAUUGUGAGAAGUCCUAUCUUCACAGUGAGCAAAAACAGAUACGUCUGUUUUCUGCUCAUGCUCAAACUUUUCUUGUUGUCAUGGAAUAGGGUGUUGGACAACCUGAAAGAUUAUGCUGUACGAGCCCUUGUUAAUGCUGUUGAUCAUCUUGGCACUGUGGCUUACAAGUUAACUGACCUUCUUGAGCAACAUACUUUAGAUGUCUCAACCAUAGAGCUAAAGAUUUCUUGUCUAAAUCAGCAACUUCUUACAUGCCAAACAUAUACACAUAAGGAAGGCAUUAGACAGCAGCAGUUGUUGGCAUUCAUCCCGAGACAUCACAAACAUUACAUGUUACCAAAUUCUGUUAACAAGAAGGUACACUUUAGCCCUCACAUUCAGACUGAUGUGAGGCAAAAUCCAUUUCAGGCUAGAUCUUGUCUCCAGCCUUCAGGUUCCCCAGCAUCAAAAACUCUUUCCUGGCAAUUAGCCUCUGAGACCAAGUCUGCAUUGAAAGGGACUUCACAAACUUUGAUGAGUGCUGAAGACACAAAAAAUUCUGGAAAAUCUUUUGCAGUUUUCCAACUAUUGGAUAAAGAAGAGAGUACAUGGACAAGACCAUCAGUAGUUCCUGCUCAGCUAUCGACUGGAAGUCUUGCAUCUGGUGUAGUCAAGCAAACAUUUGGUGUCACACGCAGGGAACCAUUGGAGGGUUCUAAGCCUUUGACAGCAUUCUUGUCAUUUGACAACCCAAGGCGUGAGAUGGUACGUGCUCCUGCUCGCAGUAAAAGUGUGCUAUCAGCUUUUUUUGUUAAACAGAAAACACCAAAACAGAAGGCUGGCCCAGUCUCAUGAACGAUCAAGCCUCAACAGAGCAAAUUGUUUAUGCCACCCUUGCGCUUGCCGCAUUUACAUCCACUGCACUGGCAAUGCUCUCCCUUGCUUGUUGAUAAUGACCUCUUUUGUGGUCAGUGAAAAUUAAUUGCUCAUUCCAUCCUAAUUCUUACACUUGGUUCUAAUAAUGAGCAUAUUAUGCAUCAGAAUCUGGUAAUGACGAUAAUAAUGAUUGUCUUUACCCCUUGGUUUUGUUGAUAAUGCUAAUAAUUGUGGGUUAUUGUUGAUAAUGCUGAAUAAUGAUAAUAUUGAUGGUUCAAGGUACAUUAUUUCAGGUAGUUGAGACCAAUAACGCAAAAUUAUGUAUCACUAUUUGAGAUCAGAUUUAGCGUUUGUCCUGAUAUGUUCCACUCAGAGUUAUCUAAGCUUUUUGAAACCAUUGUAAUCUCUUAGCAAUUUCAUUAUAAUCUUUUGUCCAUA